Messenger RNA from Saccoglossus kowalevskii, 829 nucleotides. Its product is annotated as ran guanine nucleotide release factor-like. Gene Ontology annotation, biological process: regulation of sodium ion transmembrane transporter activity; protein import into nucleus; regulation of membrane potential. Lineage: Eukaryota; Metazoa; Hemichordata; Enteropneusta; Harrimaniidae. The record is from RefSeq and is a predicted model, not a curated record. Gene Ontology annotation, cellular component: nucleus. Gene Ontology annotation, molecular function: guanyl-nucleotide exchange factor activity; small GTPase binding; sodium channel regulator activity.
UAGUCGGUUUAUGGUUUAUAUACCGGCACGUUUUUUGUCACCACAACCUGUGACACAGAUCGUUGCCGAUUGCUUUUAAAUUGCUGUUUCUAUUCGUAAAAUUGAGUGAAUGUCGACAUCUGAGAGAACCUGAUCAUUCACACAAGUCCUCAGCAACAAAUGUCGGGUUCGAUUGAUCGUCAGCUUUUCGGAGGUGCGUUAACUGUGGUGCUACUUAACGGAGCUGUGGAUAUCAGUGAAUUACGGGAAAUUCCUGACAACCAAGAGGUGUUUGCUCAUCCAUCAACAGAUCAAAGUAUGAUUAUUGAAAUACUGGAAUAUCAACAAAUCGAAGACAAAAAUGCAGUGAGUUUCCAUUUUCAUGAUAUUGCCGAAAGUAAUGACUCCUCUUGUAGUGAAGUGCAAAUAACUGAAGAAAUUCCGUUACAACAAAUUUCUGUAAAAGAUUGUUGCAGUGCAUGGUUACUGAGUGGAAAACAAUGCAUUGCAAAGUUCAAUGAACAGGCAAAGAAUACAGUGAAUGUACACAUGGCAUUGUUUAGGCUACCACAGUUUAGUACAGAUAUACUGAUGAGUUUUAAUGAUCCAGAAUAUAUAAGCGCCAGUAGCAGUAGUCAUAUCCCAGCUGAAGAGUAUAAUAAGUCUCAACCAUGGACAUUACAACAAUUUAAACAAUCAAUAACAACAUUGAAAGUCCUGGACACAUCUAUAUUUGGGUGAGAAUUCAGAAGAUGACAGACGGACAAAUGACGCACAGACAGACAGAUAUCACAAUCAUUUGGUUUUGAACAUGGUCAAGUUAUUACAUAUUUCUAUACAUUGCUUCUAG